AUGGACUACAUGCCUUCCAUAAACUCAACCCACACAUCCACCACCAACACCCCCCUCCCCCCAUCCGUAGACGCCGCAUCCGCGCUCGCCCUCCUGCACAACCACCCCGCCUUCCAAAGCCUACAGCCCCUCCUCGUAAAAAACACCAUCAUCCCCAUCCCUGCUACCCCCGCAACCUCAUGGCUCGUAGCCGAAGCCCAGUCCCUCGCGCAGGCGAACGGGAACGCGAGCGUCGAGUACCGCGAGGUGUCGGUCGCUGUGCCGAUGGGUCCGUUUACUAACACCGUUGUGACGACGUCUGCGUUUGUGGAUACGGAGGAUGGCUUGAUUAUUGUGUUCCAGGCGCCGUUGGGGCUGCAUGGUGUUAAUCGGUUCCGGGUUGUGAGGGAGGGGCAAGGUGAGGGUGGAGGUUUGGUAUUGAUUGAGGAGGCGAGGUUGAUUGGUUAUAGGCUUAUGAUGCCUUUUGUGGUGAAGACGGAGCAGGAGAGUCAUGGGGAGGCUGGGAGGGCGUUUGGGAGGAAACUGGUUGAGAUGAAGGGGGAAGAAGGGGAAGGGGAAGGGGAAGGGGAAAUAGUUAGAAAGUGA
Molecule: messenger RNA, 585 nt
Organism: Lachnellula hyalina
Lineage: Eukaryota; Fungi; Ascomycota; Leotiomycetes; Helotiales; Lachnaceae
Exons: 2
Coding region: 1-585 (194 amino acids)
Source: RefSeq, a predicted model, not a curated record